Trichophyton verrucosum HKI 0517 is the source of this 2394-nucleotide messenger RNA. RefSeq lists its product as uncharacterized. NCBI's taxonomy places the organism in Eukaryota, Fungi, Ascomycota, Eurotiomycetes, Onygenales, Arthrodermataceae. Gene Ontology annotation, cellular component: cytosol; plasma membrane; cytoplasm. The record is from RefSeq and is a predicted model, not a curated record. The transcript is spliced from 2 exons. Gene Ontology annotation, molecular function: protein-macromolecule adaptor activity; ubiquitin protein ligase binding. Gene Ontology annotation, biological process: ubiquitin-dependent endocytosis. Bases 1 to 2394 code for a protein of 797 amino acids.
AUGGCCCUCGAUACAAAUGCCAUCGACUCCUCGACUGUCCCGCCAACAAGACACCGGUCUAUACUGUCGAAACUGACCAGCCGCUUUGGAAACCGCAAUCGCAACAUCUCGGAGUUCUACGUGCAGCCAGAUGACCCGUGGAAGUCGUACCACCCUGGGGAGAUCGUCAAGGGCGCGGUAGUGUUGACCGUUGUGAAGCCUGUCCGGAUAACGCAUCUGGUUGUCUGUCUACAUGGUUACGCGAAGGUCUUCAAGAACACGGUCGGCCCUGGUGACCAUGCAGAGGAGUCGGGCUACCUGGGGCCGGGACGCGGGCGCAGAGACGGCGAAUAUCUGGGCAACGGCUUUACCUCGCUGUUCGAGGACGAGGUAGUCUUGUGCGGCGAUGGAAGGCUGAAGGAGGGCAUCUAUAAGUUUCGGUUCGAGCUCUGCUUCCCUCCAUAUUCGUUGCCCAGCAGUAUCAACUUCGAGCGCGGGACGAUAUCGUAUAUGAUCACAUCAACUCUCACAAGACCGACGACCAUCACCCCUUCAAUGUCCUGCGAUAAGCGACUUAUCCUCAUCGAGAGAAUCGACAUUGCUCCCCUCCCGGCUCCCAAAGCUCGUGUUAUCACUCUUGAACCCAUAUCCGCAAGGUCGAAGUCCAAACCAAGAAAGAAAUCUACUUCUGGUGAGCGAGGGUUCAACGGUGCUGCAGGCCCGGCAUCUCUUGAGCCAUCGUCUUCGCAAACGUCCGAGCAGAAGCCCCCGUUGAGUCCCGUACCGAGUGAACAGAGCACUUCGAGCUACCUCAGCAAUAGCACACAGAGCUUCCAGGUUAUCAGCGAGUCAAAUACCGCCAGAGAUUCAGAUACCAUAACAGCCACGACCAAGCUUCUUCGCGGCGGAGGCUUGCCGGGCGAUGUUCUUCCACUCAGAAUUAUGAUCAAUCAUACCAAACCAAUUCGAAGCCCUCAUGGAAUCAUUGUCACGCUGUAUCGUCAGGGAAGGAUUGACAUGUACCCGGCUAUUCCCAUCGGUACUCCAGCCAAGGGUAAAAGGCCGGUUUACGAAGACUACUAUCCUAAAUCACGAACAGGGUUGGGAGGUCUCUCCUUUGGUGCGACUAGAACUUGCAGUGUCUUUCGAAAGGACAUGUCGCAGAUAUUCUGUCCGCUGAUAGUAGAUCCCAACACCAUGACCGCAGAUAUAAAGACAUCAAUUCGAAUUCCUGAGGACUGCUUUCCUACGAUAACGCGCGUCCCCGGCGCAAUGAUCAGUUUUCGCUACUAUGUUGAAGUGGUUAUGGAUAUACGAGGAAAGCUGGCUGGCCAGGACCGCUUCCUCCCACGGUUAAAUAUAAUGAACUCAUCCUCCAAUAGUUACAAUUAUUGCGCUGCCCCCCGUGGGUUUAACACCGUGGAGACAUCGAGAGGAGGGACGUCUACUACUUCCAGCUGUACGGGGAACAUACUGGACACCGACCAAGUGCGAAGGGACAAGAGUGUCAUUGUCUGCGUCUUCGAGGUUGUUGUUGGGUCAAAGGAUAGCGGUAGAGGCCAGCAGCAGCAGACGUCCAGCGAUGGAAGUGUUCGUCAAGACUACCCAGCUUCAAAUAUCGAUCAACAUACUCAACCGACUACCCCGGAAACCGUUCGUGAGCAACAGCAGCAAUCUCAGGCACCACAGAUUCACUCUGCAGACAGGUCUCGAGGCAACCGGAGUUUGGAUAAUGGUUAUAGCGCUGGAUCUGAAGACCGAGAGCCAUGGCAUGCCCGGCCUCCGGACCAGUACGUUAUAGACCCUCCGCUGGCUCAACUGGAAGAGGACAUUGAUGAGAAAACGCGGCUACGCCGAGCGGAGGCAAUGCUCCUACCCAGUGCGCCACCAGCAUCUGAUGAAGCUGGCCCGUCGAACUCUACACUUGCUCUGGCUUCAGCACCGGCCCUCUCAGAGCACCGCGACCUCUCGUAUUUCGAGACCCCUACUCCUACCUACUCUGCCUCUGCUUAUAUGCACUCUCACCCUCCUUCCGCCCCUUCACCCGAUACAAUCACCCCUUACUCUGCCCACGAAUCAUCUCCCGCCCUUCAACAUCCUGGCGCGUAUCUUCUGCCUGAGAGCGCUGCUGAAAGCUCGUCCCAUCCCAACUACCACCAGCCCCACUCAACUUCCCUCCCUUCAGACGACAAGCAAGAGCUAGAAAAGCAACGACUCCUCAACGAGAGAAGCGCUCCGCCGGGCUCGGACGCACCAGAGUCAGCCACCGGUGGGCCCAGCCAGGCCACCGCUCCGGCUUCUGAAAACGGCGAUAUCCGCCAUCAACCCCUACCCUCUGCCCCUGUCCUUACAGAAGACGACAUCAUAGGACAACCAAUAGCGACAGGGGAAUCCCUUCCCAGAUACCAACGAUAG